Pieris napi is the source of this 2198-nucleotide messenger RNA. RefSeq names its product catalase-like. Gene Ontology annotation, cellular component: peroxisome; cytoplasm; mitochondrion. Lineage: Eukaryota; Metazoa; Arthropoda; Insecta; Lepidoptera; Pieridae. The transcript is spliced from 2 exons. The record is from RefSeq and is a predicted model, not a curated record. Gene Ontology annotation, biological process: hydrogen peroxide catabolic process; response to hydrogen peroxide. The coding region runs from base 52 to 1590 and encodes 512 amino acids. Gene Ontology annotation, molecular function: heme binding; catalase activity.
AUCCGACAAGAACGAGUUAUAAAAGUAAUGUGGAAGUGAGCAGACCCGCGCAUGGAAAUUCAAAGAUUUAAUAUGCAUCGUUUUAUUUUACUUAUUCCCAUAGUGUUAGCUUACCAAAAUGAUCCAACGAAUCAGUUAGAAGACUUUAAAGACAUAAAUAAGAUACCUAUAGGCUUUAUGACAACAAGCAAUGGCGCUAUGGUUGAAACGAAACAUGGAUCAAGUACAUUGAACACAAGACUAAUACACAAUGAAUACUUCAUGGAUUCCCUAACUCAUUUAUCUCGGGAGCGGAUACCAGAGCGUGUAGUACACGCAAACGGGGCCGCUGCCUUCGGCUUUUUUGAGGUAACCCAUGACAUCAGCCACAUUUGCAGAGCACGAUUAUUCUCAUCAGUUGGAAAGAAAACGCCUAUAGCAAUAAGAUUUUCGACAAUUGCCCCUGAAAGAGGUGCAAGUAAUACGGUAAGGGAUGCCAGAGGCUUUGCAGUCAAGUUCUAUACUGAAGAUGGAAACUUUGAUAUCGUCGGUCUCAACCAGCCUACAUUCGUCAUAAAGGAUCCACUCUUUUUCACUACCUUUGCGCAUACAAUGAAACGCAACCCUGCAACUGACCUACCAGACGCGAACAUGAAAUGGGACUUUUUAACACUGCGUCCAGAAUCAUGGAACACUUUUAUCAGACUCUUCGGAGAUAGGGGUAUAUUUGACGGCUAUCGUUAUAUGCCUGGAUUCAGUAUACAUACAUACCAAGUAACGAAUGAAGCUGGCACUCCUUAUUUCGUCCGAUUCCAUUUCAUUCCAAAUGCGGGCGAGAAGACAUUAACAUCAGAACAGGCUGCGAAAAUACAAUCUGUGGAUCCAGAUUACGAAAAACGAGAUCUGUAUAGAGCAAUUUCUGCUGGUAAUUUCCCAUCUUGGUUGCUCGCCCUGCAAAUAUUGUCUCUGGAAGAUGUUAAAAAUGCGGAGAUUGAUGUUUUUGAUAUUACCAAAAUUCUACCGGUUGAAAUGUAUCCAUUACACCACGUUGGGCAGCUAGUUCUAGAUAGAGCUCCAGAAAACUUUUUUGCUGAGGUCGAACAGCUAGCAUACAAUCCAGCUAAUUUAGUCCCUGGCAUACAAGGUGGUGUCGACAAACUAUUUGAAGCGCGACGUUUAUCUUACAGAGAUGCACUUUAUUACCGUUUAGGUGCAAACUUCAAUAACAUUCGUGUUAAUUGUCCAUUUAAUACUAAACCUCUGACAUAUAAUCGCGACGGUCGACCGCCAGUGAAAGAUAAUCAAAAGUCAAACCCAAAUUACCACCCAAACUCGUUUAAUGGUGCAGUUGCAUAUGUGGACUUUAAUUAUUUUGAAGUAUUACAAAUUAUUGAAAAAGAACCAAAUAAUACCGAUCAAAUACGUGAGUUCUAUUUAUAUGGAAUGUCGGAUGAAGAGAGAAAUAGGUUGGUUGAAAAUAUUCGGUCCAGUUUAGUAUCAGCUGCAAGGUUUCUGCAAAAACAAGCAAUUGCUUUAUUUGAAAGCAUUCAUCCAGACUUCGGGUAUAGAGUGGAUCAAGCUCUAGCUUCGAACACAACGUUGCCUUUCUAAGUAAUAUUGGUUAUAUAUAGUUAAUCUUAUUUUAUUUCGGUGUCAUUCUUAUCUCGUGUACUGGCACGGAUUUUGUUCUUAUCUUAAUUCGCGGCAAAGAACGUUUAACAUGAUCAUAACAACGAGAAUAUAGUAAUUAAAACAAUCCAUUAGAUUCUAGUAAAUUAUUUGUGUUCCUCGAAACAAGAAUAAACAUUCGUCAUACAUUAUGCUUGAUUUGUAAUUGUUAUUUGAGUCAUUUUGUAAUUGGAAUAUCGUAGAUUUUCCUUUAACACAAAUGUUAUAUCACACACAUAAACAAUAUAAUCUGUAUAUGUAACAAUAAUGUUUGUUAAAAUCGAGUAAUGUAUUAGAGGUAAAGAUAUAAAGAGUUUUCUGUUUUUAAAUCCAAUUAUUUUAUCAGACCUUGCGAUAAGAACUGAGUAGCUACAGCGAAUUAAAAGCUUUUCCCUGAUUAAUCGGACUAAAUAAUAAUUAAUUGGUGUUUUAUUUGGUUAUCUGUGGAUUCGAAGUUGUAUAUUUUAGCGAGGUACUGUGGUACUUUUUAAUAAUGAAAUUAUUAAUUAUGGUAUUAAAUGUAACAAAUAAAAGUGUUUUUUUUAAUUCAA